UUAUUCGUUACAAGUACAUCUAAGUAACAAAAGAGUAGCAACAUUGCUUUUUUAUGCACGUCCUGCCCCUUGGACGAUUUCUAUUCUUUAUGCAUUCCUGACCAAAUCAGCCAAUUCAGACAAAAGCUCAACAGUCGUCGUCGGACAAGAAUCAGUGCUUAAAAAAUCACAAUAACAUUUAUGGUUUUCGUUGUCGAUGGUGGCCAUAAGGUUGUCUAUUUGUUCGGCGGAUAAUUUAUAUUUCUUUAUGCACUCGUCCCUGCAACACAUUUCAUUACAAGCACUUCCAAUUGUAAUAUUUCCUUCACAUUUUCGAACAUCAUAAGUAGAUUCUGGCAGUAGCAGAUAAGAAGAAACUGCUUCCCUUGUAGCUUGAACUGCCAAGUGCCAACCACAACCAAAACAAAGGUGAGUCUGCUGAAACUAUAAAAUUUCAUUUUACCUUUAUUAAUUUUUACCAUUGAUGAGAAGAAAGUGCAUUUUAUUUUAUGGGUUUGUCUAUUCUUACUUCUAAGUUUCUUUCAUUUUUCUACUAAUUAAUCGUGGGGCAUUAGAAAUAUAUCAUAUAACCUCCUAUCAAUAGCUAUAUUUAGGAAAUGGAAAUCAAAACUUUACUCUUGGUGUUUACGGAGGGAAUGAGAACAGGAUGAAGAUUCGGACCAAGCCAUGGAAACAGCUUGCUAGGGAGAAAAAUGAUCUGGUUAGUGAUAUGGCUAAUGCUGGACUGGUGAGGUUGGCAUGCGUAAGGGUGAUGGUCGUGGUGAGGAGCGAGAGUAUGGGGGGCAGGGGGUGGGGUGGGAGAUACUCCGUAUAAGAUGUUCAAGAAUGAGGAAGGUGGUUCGCUGCUGAUGGUCUUGCAUGAUGAGGACCAUGGUGGGGCUGUGCUCGGCCGUAUCAGUUAGCGAGCGCAGGAGGAGUGUGUACAAAUGGUGACUUGGGUUUAGGGACUUUCUCGAGUUAACUUAUCUAGGUAAUUGAGACUCAUGUAAUAAUUAAGUUCUAUUUGGGGAUAAGUAGGACUGGUGGUGGUAAUUGUAAUGAUGCUCCGCAUGUCCCAUACUUCGUUUAGUAUGAUAGUUUGAUUAAUGAAAGUUUUCUACUUUC
Messenger RNA from Rubroshorea leprosula, 1104 nucleotides. NCBI's taxonomy places the organism in Eukaryota, Viridiplantae, Streptophyta, Magnoliopsida, Malvales, Dipterocarpaceae. The record is from the annotation of a GenBank genome assembly.